Messenger RNA from Cariama cristata (Red-legged seriema), 2001 nucleotides. RefSeq names its product cholinergic receptor, nicotinic, alpha 6 (neuronal) (gene CHRNA6). Gene Ontology annotation, biological process: nervous system process; monoatomic ion transmembrane transport; signal transduction. Gene Ontology annotation, cellular component: neuron projection; synapse; postsynaptic membrane. NCBI's taxonomy places the organism in Eukaryota, Metazoa, Chordata, Aves, Cariamiformes, Cariamidae. Gene Ontology annotation, molecular function: transmembrane signaling receptor activity; acetylcholine-gated monoatomic cation-selective channel activity. The transcript has 6 exons. The record is from RefSeq and is a predicted model, not a curated record. The coding region runs from base 174 to 1667 and encodes 497 amino acids.
ACUCUGCAAGGCUUUGCUCUGCUAAGCAAACUGCAGAGUUUGCUGCAAAUGCGAAACUGAAAUCCUUCCUUGUACCACCUACUUACUGUCCAGGGCGCUUGUAUAUCUUCUUGCCUACUAUUUCUUUCCCCAAACCUCUCUUCUCAAGAGGAAGCUCUAUUCUGCUGCUAGCAAUGCAUCCUGAGAGGUGGCUAUGUUGGUGUUACCCUGCUUUCUAUGUGUGGGCAUUCGUGUUCACAUCCUUGAAUAAAGAUACCACAGCCUGCGAAUCAGAGGAACGGUUAUUUCACAAACUCUUCUCCCAGUACAACCAGUUCAUCAGGCCAGUGGAGAAUGUGUCUGAUCCUGUCACAGUGUAUUUUGAAGUGGCCAUUACCCAGCUUACAAAUGUGGAUGAAGUCAAUCAGAUUAUGGAAACAAAUUUGUGGCUAAGACACAUUUGGAAUGACUACAAAUUGCAAUGGGAUCCCAGAGAAUAUGAUGGCAUUGAGUCUGUUCGGGUACCAGCAGAUAAAAUUUGGAAACCAGAUAUUGUCUUGUAUAAUAAUGCUGUGGGAGAUUUUCAAGUCGAAGGCAAGACCAAAGCCCUCCUUCGCUAUGAUGGAAUGAUCACCUGGACCCCACCAGCUAUUUUUAAAAGCUCCUGUCCUAUGGAUAUUACCUUUUUCCCAUUUGAUCAUCAGAACUGUUCACUGAAGUUUGGCUCAUGGACCUAUGACAAAGCCAAAAUUGAUCUUCUGAUCAUUGGAUCUAAAGUAGAUAUGAAUGACUUUUGGGAAAAUAGUGAAUGGGAAAUAGUUGAUGCUUCUGGCUACAAACAUGACAUCAAAUAUAACUGCUGUGAAGAGAUCUACACAGACAUAACAUACUCCUUUUAUAUUCGAAGGUUGCCAAUGUUUUACACCAUAAAUCUGAUCAUUCCCUGUCUCUUUAUCUCGUUCCUGACCGUGUUAGUUUUUUAUCUGCCAUCUGACUGUGGUGAGAAAGUGACUCUUUGCAUCUCUGUGCUCCUUUCUUUGACUGUAUUUUUACUGGUGAUCACAGAAACAAUCCCAUCCACUUCUUUAGUAAUUCCCCUUGUAGGUGAAUAUUUACUCUUCACUAUGAUAUUUGUGACUCUGUCAAUUGUCAUCACGGUGUUUGUCCUGAAUAUACAUUACAGGACUCCAACCACACACACAAUGCCCAAAUGGGUAAAAACUGUCUUUCUCAGCCUGCUCCCCAAAGUCCUGUUGAUGCAGAGGCCACUAGAACAGGAGAAAAAAGCAGAAAGAAAAAUCCCCAGAAAAAACAAGAAGGGAUCAGCCAAUCCAUCAGGCAAGUCAAAGCACAGCAAACACAAAGAUCCCAAAUUACACAAGGAGCAGCGAUGCAGUCACUGUGACAAGACAACUGAACUCUCUACCACCAAAAGAAGACGACUGAGCCAUCAGUCACUGAAGUGGAUGACAGAGCACAUGGAGUACUCCCCAGAAGUGAAGGAUGUCAUUAGUAAUGUUCAGUUCAUCGCAGAGAACAUGAGGUCUCAAAAUGAAACCAAAGAGGUGGAAGAUGAUUGGAAAUACGUAGCUAUGGUGAUAGACAGAGUAUUUCUCUGGGUAUUUAUAAUCCUUUGUGUGUUUGGGACUGCAGGCCUCUUUAUCCAGCCACUAAUAGCAGAUACAUAACUUGAUCCACUGCUUUUAUCUGCUUUUGUUCUUUUUUCAUUUUCAGUUUGGAACUGUCCCCUAUAUUUCUCUCCUCUUACAUAACCCCUCCCCUCAUCGCUUCCUCAGCACCCAGCCACAGAGGAAAGGAGAAAGAGAGGGAAAGGUCCUCUGGGAAAGCAAACAAUCUAAAACAGAAUGAGAAGAGGACUGAAAAUGGGAGAUGAGCAUGUGGUCUUUUUACAGCAGGCAGAAUGCCUGGGAUUUUUAGAGUGCCUGCCUGUCUUUCCCUCAAUGAGGUCAGCAAUAACAAUCACACUGAGGAUGACAGGAGCAAAUUGAAGUUACUGAGCUU